Microthlaspi erraticum is the source of this 1278-nucleotide messenger RNA. The record is from the annotation of a GenBank genome assembly. NCBI's taxonomy places the organism in Eukaryota, Viridiplantae, Streptophyta, Magnoliopsida, Brassicales, Brassicaceae.
AUGUUCCAUGGAUUGCCAAGUGAAGACCCCAUUGACCACCUUGAUGAGUUUGAUAGGCUUUGUGAUUUGACAAAGAUCAAUGGUGUCUCUGAAGAUGCCAUCAAGCUGAGACUCUUUCCUAUGUCUCUAGCUGACAAAGCUCACCAAUGGGAGAAGAGCUUGCCCCAUGGCACAAUCACCACUUGGGAUGAAUGCAAGAAGGCCUUUCUUGCUAAGUUUUUCUCCACCGGUCGCACAGCCAAGCUUAGAGAGAGAUAUCCAGCUUCAUCCAGCGAAACAAUGAGACAUUCGCAGAGGCUUGGGAGAGGUUCAAAGGCUACACAAGUCAGUGCCCACACCAUGGAUUCAACAAUGCUCUCCACUCUUUAUAGAGGAUGCUUGCCUAGGUAUAGGGAGAUGCUAGACACAGCUAGCAAUGGGAACUUCCUCAACCAGGAUGUAGAUGAUGGCUGGCAACUUGUGGAGAACAUAGCUAACUCAAAUGGAAGCUAUGGAGAAGAGUAUGAUCGCACCAACCGGAGCUCGACCCACCACUCGAUCGAGUCAGACGAAAAGUUGAGAAAAGAUGUUAAGGCAUUGAAUGAGAAGUUGGAUAAGCUGAUCCUAGCUCAGUCCACAAUGAAGAAAGUCAACUUUGUGUCUGCUGAGGAGAUGGAACCAGUCCAAGAAGGGGAGGAUACACAAUUUGCUGAGGUGUGCUACAUGAGCAAUGGGCAAGGAGGUUACAACAAAGGAUACUAUAAUUACAAGUCCAACCCUGCCAUGUCAUACCGCAACACUGAUGUUGCUAACCCUCAGGACCAAGUCUAUCCUCAACAACAAGCAGCUCGAUCGAGUCAAGCCACAACAUGGGCUUCCCCACCAACCGCCCCAGCCUGCACCUUCACAGAGAAUGAGCUCAAGGCAAUGCUAAAGCAACUACUUCAAGGGCAAGCUGAUGGGGUAGUGGACACAAGCAAGAAGCUAGCUGAAAUCAACUCCAAGUUUACUCUCUGGAGAAUCAUGCUACAAAGCAAGGACAAAGGUAAAGCUAUUCAGAACCCCAAGGAACAGUGCAAGGUCAUCUUCACUCAAGAAGGACUUGUUGAAGAAGAGGAUCAAGAAAGGGUCAUUGAAGAUUUUUGUUUACUGCUGAAUGAUGAAGAGAUUGUUGCUGCUGAGGCUCCUGGAGUCCAGAUUGAUCAACCAGAAGUGCAUGCACCUACUGUGGCCAUUCACACUUCACCAGUUGAGCUCGCACAACAAGCUCGAUCGGCAGCUCGAUCGAGUCAACUCUAG